UAAGCUGGCAGCAGUGCCUGCAGCACACAGUGAAUCUCCUGAAUCACCCCAUCGGCCACAGGGCACGGAGUGAGAGCUGCAAAGACCCACUAGCAGGACCAUCCCACCUUGGCAUCCCGCUAGGUGGACUAUGGUGGUAGGAAGAUGUUGGCUCGUAAGAGUAUCAUCCCUGAAGAGUAUGUGUUGGCGCGCAUUGCUGCGGAGAACCUGCGCAAGCCACGGAUCCGAGACCGGCCCCGCAAAGCCCGCUUCAUUGCCAAGAACGGGGCAUGCAACCUGGCGCACAAGAACAUCCGCGAGCAGGGACGGUUCUUGCAAGACAUCUUCACCACCUUGGUGGACCUGAAGUGGCGUCACACGCUGGUCAUCUUUACCAUGUCCUUCCUGUGCAGCUGGUUGCUCUUUGCCAUGAUGUGGUGGCUGGUGGCUUUUGCUCAUGGGGACAUGGACGCAAGCAUCGAGUGUGCUGCCAAUAGCACUAAGUGGACGCCGUGCGUGACAUGUGUCAGGUCUUUCACUUCUGCUUUCCUCUUCUCCAUUGAAGUUCAAGUGACCAUUGGUUUUGGGGGCAGGAUGAUGACAGAAGAAUGUCCCUUGGCCAUCACAGUUUUGAUUUUGCAGAAUAUUGUGGGGCUGAUCAUCAAUGCCGUUAUGCUGGGGUGCAUAUUCAUGAAAACAGCACAAGCUCACAGGCGGGCAGAGACCUUGAUUUUCAGUCGUCAGGCAGUCAUUGCUGUUCGAAAUGGCAAGCUUUGCUUCAUGUUUCGAGUGGGAGAUCUGCGGAAGAGCAUGAUCAUUAGUGCCUCCGUGAGAAUCCAGGUUGUGAGAAAGACUACUACCCCUGAAGGAGAAAUCAUACCCAUUCACCAAGUAGAUAUCCCUGUGGAUAACCCCAUUGAAAGCAACAAUAUUUUCCUUGUGGCUCCCUUAAUCAUUUGUCACGUCAUAGACAAGAGGAGUCCUCUUUAUGAUAUCUCUGCUGCUGACCUGGCUCUCCAAGAUCUGGAGCUCAUAGUGGUACUUGAAGGAGUUGUAGAAACUACUGGCAUCACGACUCAGGCAAGAACCUCCUACAUAGCGGAGGAGAUCCUAUGGGGUCACCGUUUUGUGCCCAUUGUCACUGAAGAGGAAGGUGUUUACGCAGUCGACUACUCCAAAUUUGGCAACACCAUCAAAGUUGCAGCACCACGUUGCAGUGCUCGAGAGCUCGAUGAGAAGCCAUCGAUUCUCAUCCAGACCCUUCAGAAGAGCGAGCUAUCCCACCAAAACUCCUUGCGGAAACGCAACUCCAUGAGAAGAAACAACUCCAUCCGGAGGAGCAACUCCAUGAGGAGAACGAAUUCCUCCCUCAUUGUGCCCAAAGUACAGUUUAUAACUCCUGAGGGGAGCCAGAGUGCCUCUGAAACGUGAUACUCAACUUUCUCCAAGGUUGAGGGGCUUUUAAAGGAGGAAGCACCCAUAGCGUUUUGUUUAAAAUUUCUUUUACUUAAGAAAAUGAGAUCAUGAUGCAGACCAGAACUAUUUAUUCUACUGCUUACUGAAAGCACCACCUAAUGGCUUUAGGAAACACUUUAGCACUUAGUGUGUGAAUUAAUUAAAAAAAAAAAAGGGCAUGUACACUAAAGAAAACACUGUUCACUCAUGUAAUAUAACAUGUAUAUAUAGAUGUUUUAAUGGCAGGCUGAUUUUAAAAAACAUAUUUUUCCGAUCAAGGGACUCUUUCCU
Molecule: messenger RNA, 1725 nt
Organism: Nothoprocta perdicaria
Lineage: Eukaryota; Metazoa; Chordata; Aves; Tinamiformes; Tinamidae
Gene: KCNJ8
Product: potassium voltage-gated channel subfamily J member 8
Exons: 3
Coding region: 145-1410 (421 amino acids)
Biological process (GO): potassium ion import across plasma membrane; regulation of monoatomic ion transmembrane transport
Cellular component (GO): plasma membrane
Molecular function (GO): ATP-activated inward rectifier potassium channel activity
Source: RefSeq, a predicted model, not a curated record